GAGGCCGAGUUGGGUCUGCAGGCUGGUCCGCUGUUCGCUGGGCGAGGGUAGACAUAAGGAAGGAUGUGCCGAGAGGCGGCUUUAGGACCGUGUGGCCGCUUCUCGCUCUUCCCCCAGACACGGGGCUUGGGGCCAGGCUCCGACCUGCCUGAGAGAGCUGAGCCGAGGCUGCCAGCCCCCUCGGAGCUUCUGUCGGACUUUAACAAUAAAGCACGCCUGUGCCCCUUAGGCGGGAACUCCCGGAGACUCGGCCCGGCGCUGCGGGAGAUCAGGAAGGGGCCCGGGCCCGGCACGCUGCCCUGUCUGAAGGGAGGGUUUCGCUGUGUACCGUGCCCUGAAGGGCGGGUACUCCUUUUACCAGAACACUUUCUUGGAGGAGGCGUAAAGUGGACGCUCUGUAGGCGACCUCAGGAAGCCAAUCUGUCAUGAAGCCUGAUGAAACACCUAUGUUUGACCCAAGUCUAUUGAAAGAGGUGGACUGGAGCCAGAAUACUGCAACAUUUUCCCCAGCCAUUUCCCCAACACACCCAGGAGAUGGUUUGGUUUUGAGGCCUCUUUGUACUGCAGAUCUAAACAGAGGAUUUUUUAAGGUACUUGGUCAGCUGACAGAAACUGGAGUGGUCAGUCCUGAGCAAUUUAUGAGAUCAUUUGAACACAUGAGGAAAUCAGGGGAUUAUUAUGUUACAGUUGUAGAAGAUGUCACUAUAGGGCAGAUUGUUGCUACAGCUACUCUGAUAAUAGAACAUAAAUUCAUCCAUUCAUGUGCAAAGAGAGGAAGAGUAGAAGAUGUUGUUGUGAGUGAUGAAUGCAGAGGAAAGCAACUGGGAAAACUGUUAUUGUCAACUCUUACUCUGCUAAGUAAAAAACUGAACUGUUACAAAAUUACCCUUGAAUGUCUUCCACAAAAUGUUGGCUUCUAUAAAAAGUUUGGAUAUGCUGUAUCUGAAGAAAACUACAUGUAUCACAGGUUUUUAAAGUAAUAAUAGCAAGAAUCAUUUUUAGAAUGAAAGCAAAGAAAUUUAUUGCAACUAGGUUAUUCUAAAUCAAAGUAUUUUAUUGCUACAAAACCAGUGACACACACCUUCUCCCCCAUAAAAUACUGGACAAAAAUUUUAAUACACAAGUUUGGCAUAUUAUCAGAAGAUUAAAUUGGAUUGGUGGAGCAUGCUGUGAUAUUAGUCUGUAAAUGAAUGUUAUGAAGGAAUUGACUUUUAACCAAAGGCAUAUAUUUUUAACUUGAAAUUUUUCCUGUAUUUUUCUAAAGUUGGGUUUUAUUUCUUUGUAGUCAAAGUAUAAAGUUAUCUGUUUACUAUCUUACUUGUUAUGCAAAAGAAACAAAUCGUGUAAGAGAAUAUCCUGUAGUGUACAAAAAUUAUUGGAUAACUAGUUUCUUUAGUUAUAAUAAAAAACUUAUAGGUUUAAUUGCAGCCUGACUUAAUAUUAGGUAAACUAGCCAUUGUUAACUCAUUGGACACAGAUAUUUCGGGGAGUUAAUAAUACCAAUGCUGACAAAUAUAAAAUAAUUGCUUCAUAAAAAAUUUAAAACUUUCCAUUUUAAGUAUUUUAAUUUGAUGAAAACCUAUUGUCUAGGGGGUAAUGAAGAGAUUCAAAGUAAGAAGUAGCUGUUUUUACCUAUGACAUGUCAAUAUAAUUUGAUUUUCUCUUAAUCUAGGCAUCUGUGUUUAUCUAAUAUAGGUACUCCACAUUGUGGUAACCUCAAUUUCCCCCCAAUUCUGAAAGAAACAGAUCUCAUAGCUUUUCAUUGAGGCACCCUUUAGAUAAACAUUGUAUGGGGAAAUCUCAUUACUUUUGUUGUAUUCAUAAAAUUGGUUGGAGAUUUUCUCAGUGAUAACAUGUACUUUUUAGUAUUUGCUGUUUUCUGAUUUUAUUUUUAGUAGCAAAUAAAAAUUUAGGAAAUUUACUGUUCAUUUGUAAAAUUUUUCAUGUCUUCCCUUCUAAUAAUUCUUGAACUUCUAGGUCCUCAGGUAAUGGUCAAUGUUAUUUAGGCAUUAGUUCUUUGCAAAGUAAUUAAAGAUCAUCUGUUUUCAUCA
Dromiciops gliroides (monito del monte) is the source of this 2051-nucleotide messenger RNA. It is a transcript of the gene GNPNAT1, whose product is annotated as glucosamine-phosphate N-acetyltransferase 1. The coding region runs from base 426 to 980 and encodes 184 amino acids. The record is from RefSeq and is a predicted model, not a curated record. The transcript is spliced from 6 exons. Gene Ontology annotation, biological process: UDP-N-acetylglucosamine biosynthetic process. Gene Ontology annotation, molecular function: monosaccharide binding; glucosamine 6-phosphate N-acetyltransferase activity. Gene Ontology annotation, cellular component: endoplasmic reticulum-Golgi intermediate compartment; Golgi apparatus; endoplasmic reticulum. NCBI's taxonomy places the organism in Eukaryota, Metazoa, Chordata, Mammalia, Microbiotheria, Microbiotheriidae.